Messenger RNA from Orbicella faveolata, 2471 nucleotides. Its product is annotated as CCR4-NOT transcription complex subunit 11-like. Gene Ontology annotation, cellular component: CCR4-NOT complex. Lineage: Eukaryota; Metazoa; Cnidaria; Anthozoa; Scleractinia; Merulinidae. The record is from RefSeq and is a predicted model, not a curated record.
UGUAGUAUUCUUGCAGAAGAUUCUCUUGCUGUUUCAUCAUUUGAAGCUAUUGCAUCUUCAUUACACCAGCGAUUUAACAAAAAUGAACAUUUCCAAAUUGGGAGUGCAAUGCUGAUGCUUUUACAGCAACCAGACUUGUUGCCUUCAACCAGCCAAAGGAUUGUGGUCUUGUUCUUGUUGUAUGAAAUGUACAAAGCAGAGCCUGUAGCCAAUAACCCAUUUGCUUCUGUGUUUGUCCAUGUUUUGAGUUCAAACAAUGAUGAAAACAGAGUAUGUGGCCUUGAAUCUCUUCCUGCCUUGAGUCAAGCUGAGAAGUCAUUCUUGUAUCUACUGAUCACUUCUCCAUCAAGAGAUGUAAAACAGGAUACAAUCAACAAUCACGUGUAAUUGGCUAUAUAUUUUUGCUCUCAGAAUAUUGACCUGAGUUCUCUGCAGUUGGCACUAACAGAGAAGAAUUCACAGUUACCUGACAUAAGUUGUUGUGGGCUUCCUGCAGUAUUAGCCGAUGCUGACCCUGAUGUCAGUUCAGGGUUUGAUUCCACAGCAGCUUCGCAGAUCACAGAGACACUUGUGACAGGGCUUAAUCCUCCGUCAGAGUUAAAUCUCAGACCAGUGUUUGCAAGAAUUCCUCCACCACUUUACUCCUGCGAGGAUGAGCUCUUGUGGAUGAACCCAACAGGAGAGGUGCAUGCCGUAGAGUGGGACAGUACAAUGUGUGUUACAAACAGCGCUGGUGCUGAGGUCCGUCGUUUGAUGAACAAAGCUUUCAAGGCUACACUGGUGUUGCAACAACAGCAGCAAGUCUUGAGUGAACUUGAAAAAGAUCCAAAGCUUGUAUAUCAUGUGGGACUCACUCCUAACAAGCUCCCUGACCUUGUGGAGAAUAAUCCGUUACUUGCCAUUGAAGUUUUGCUGAAGUUGAUGCAGUCAAAUCAGAUAACAGAGUAUUUUUCGGUCUUAGUAAACAUGGAAAUGUCACUGCAUUCUAUGGAGGUUGUCAACAGGCUAACAACGGCUGUAGAUCUUCCGCAGGAGUUCGUUCAUCUUUACAUCUCAAACUGUAUCUCGACCUGUGAAAAUAUCAAAGACAAAUACAUGCAGAACAGACUUGUCAGACUGGUCUGUGUUUUUCUUCAAUCUCUCAUUCGUAACAAAAUUAUAGAUGUUAAGGACCUUUUUAUUGAAGUUCAAGCGUUCUGUAUUGAGUUCAGCCGGAUACGAGAAGCAGCUGGCUUGUUCCGACUCCUUAAGACGCUGGACAGCGGAGAGGCGAGUCCCGCGGCUAUCAAGUAAACGGAGUCACGCUGAGAAGAAACUAUCCACAUGGGAGACGUCCUUCAAUUGAAAACAAGAGUAGACGAUUUGCCCGGUGCUAAUUGACAUUUUUUGAAAAAUGCUUCGAGAAGCUACUUCAUCACACAACAGAUGCAGCGGUUCCGUGCUUUAGUGUCACUUACAUACUAAGUCAAGAGUGAAUGAAGGGUAAGGGAGAUAAUCCUUGGGAUAAUCUCCCUCAUUGGCCUUAUUCCCAAGGUAAUCCCUCUCAAGUCAUUUGUAGAUCACUUCCGGUUUCUAAAAUCUCAGGAGGGUCUAGAAAUAGACAAUGUGACAGAAAUUGUGGUCACGUGGACAUCCUAAGUGGCUUUACUCCCAUUUUACCCUUCACGAAAACAUCCACGCAACAUCCGUGGUGACAUUAUUCGCGGUAGAAGUGGCUAACAUCUCUAAAGAUUACUGAGGAAUAAGGUCCAUAUGAGGGAUUUUAAAACUCUCUUUUCCUCAUACUCUCUUGACAGACUGGUUUAAAACACGGCGGAGAAUAAUGGAAAAUGUUAGAAAGCACUCUAGUAGCAGACUUGUUUUCUACGUUUGGAAAUAAUCAGCGUAUCUUACUCGGCGUAUCUAAUCGAACAAAAUCGAACCAAAAUUCAAUCGCACCCAAUCGAACACCAAUCGCUCGAUUGAAUUCGGCAAUCGAACAAAAUCGAACAUCUCUUUUGCUGUGAGUUCGAUUAUCGAACCAAUGGAACAAAAUCGAACGCAACCGAACUCAAUCGGAUUCGAUUUUGUUGGGAAUCCAUUUCUAAUUAUAAGUAAAUCGCGCAGGAGUAAUCAUAAUCAACCUUUAUUGAAUGGGAUUAAAAGAAAAACGUUUAAGUAUCAAACUGAAUGUCAGUGUUCGGUUAUGCACUGUACAAGAAAACAAGGGUACGACUGUGGACCGUUCGGUAAUCGAACGGUCGAUUUUGUUCGAUUGUCGACCGUUCGAUUUUGUUCGAUUGACCAAAUUUUAGUGUGAGUUCGAUUAUGUUCGAUCGAACACCAAUCGUUCGAUUGGGUUCGAUUACCGAGCGUUCGAUUAGGUACGGCGGGAUCUUAUUAGAGCAUAGCACACGACGCUGGUUUCUCUGCAUGCUUUAUGACACAGAUCUGUACACGUGAAACAAUAAAACAUGGUUUUCCGUGUCUAA